GAUGCUGCCUGGGCGCGACUCCUGCUGGUGGCCUGUCUUCUCGUGGCUAUCGAGGUCAUGAUUCAGUCCCAGUGUGAUGUGCGAGCAAAGAGACAGACUCAUGUGACUAGCCCAGCGAUGCUGCCCGGACCCUGGAGCACCUGCUUGGUGUCUCCUGUCCUAUCCCUAGCUCUGCCUCUCCCUGACACACUCCACCUCGCUUAUCUUGGGGUGGGUUUGACCAUGGUCUGUGUGGAUGACAUGGUGCUGGCCGCCUCUGCGAGGGCCCAUGGCCCAGCCAAGUCUCCAUGGCUAAAGGAGGUUGGAUGUAAGCAGGCAAAUGAGCGAAUUAGCCAUUGCACUAGGAAUCGAGGGCUUUCUACCCUGCCAUGGCUAGGGAAGGACAGCACUGUCUUCUCCCACACUCAGGCUUCCCCUCGCUAGAUCCCAGUAAAAUCCAGAGCCGUGUCUCCACCAGGAGUUUGGGCUAAUGCAGGCAGCUCUCUCCUCGUACUGCUACACCCACUGGGCAGUGAAGACUCCCCAAGUCCCUUCCCUGUUUGGUGGCUGUGCCCUGGCUCAGUGGGCCUGUCAUGCCCCUGGCGUGUGGAUGAGCUGCCUUGGACUGGACCUGGAAUGGCCCAGGCAGUUUGCUGUGAGGCCGAGCUGUGUGACCAGCAUUUUCUGGAGCAAGGGUUCUCGCCCAAGGAUGUGGUCUCUCCUGCCAUUGUGGCUGGCGCUGUCCGGAGCAGUGGCCUCCCUGCGGUGCCCCGAUGGGCAGCUGUGCCAGGAGCUUGACGUCUGCUGCCAGGAUCCCGGAGGGGACGGCUACACCUGCUGCUCCCCAUCUCUGGGCUCCCUGCACUCCCUGCCUAUGACCCAGGCCAGCGGCGUGGCCAAGCCUGCCGGGACCGUGUGCCCCGAUGGUACCCAGUGCCCCGCGGAAUACAGCUGCCUGCGCACGCCGGCCGGCUCCUUCAGCUGCUGCCCAUUGUCGGAGGCCAUCGCCUGCGCCGACAGGCAUCACUGCUGCCCCCGGGGGUCCCACUGCAGUGCCGACGGCAGAUCCUGCUUUGUGCUCCCAGGUCUCCCCGCCGCUGGUGCUGUCCAGUGCCCUGAUGGCGAAUCAGAGUGUCCCAAUGAGUCCACCUGCUGCUUGAUGCCCACUGGCUCCUGGGGGUGCUGCCCCAUGCCACAGGCCGCCUGCUGCGCGGACAAGGUGCACUGCUGCCCUCACGCCACCACCUGCGACCUGGAACAUGCCCGCUGCCUCUCAGCCACUGGGGAGCAGCCCCUGGGCAGCAAGGUGCCAGCCUGGAAGCGAGCACCAUGGCAGGGAGUGCCAGUCUCACAUGGCGUGAUCACCUGCCCCGACCACCAGUCAGUGUGUCGGGAUGGCACCACCUGCUGCCAGCUGCCUACCGGCCAGUACGGCUGCUGCCCACUGCAGAACGCCGUGUGCUGCAGCGAUCGCCUGCACUGCUGCCCCCAGGGCACCACCUGCGACCUGCACCACUCAAAAUGUGCCUCGACGCUGGGCCAGAUGCAGCCUCUCACCCGGCUCCUGGACGCCUCUGAGGGAGCUCGAGAGGUUCCCUGCGACCAGCAGACCAGCUGUCCUGACCGCAGCACCUGCUGCAGGCAGAGCACAGGGGCCUGGGCCUGCUGCCCCCUCGUGGAGGCCGUGUGCUGCCCAGAUCACGUCCAUUGCUGCCCCAAGGGAUACACGUGCGACCCGGCGGAGGGCAGCUGCCAUCCGCCCGCUGUCUCCGUCCCCUGGCUGGAGAAAACCCCGGCGCGAGUGCGAGCGCCCUCUAGGGGCCGAGAUGUGCAGUGCGACCAGCAGACCAGCUGUCCUGACGGCAACACCUGCUGCAGGCUGAGCACAGGGGCCUGGGGCUGCUGCCCCCUGGUGGAGGCCAUGUGCUGCCCAGAUCACAUCCAUUGCUGCCCCAAGGGAUACACGUGCGACCCGGCGGAGGGCAGCUGCCAUCCGCCCGCUGUCUCCGUCCCCUGGCUGGAGAAAUCCCCGGCGCGAGUGCGAGCGCCCUCUAGGGGCCGAGAUGUGCAGUGCGACCAGCAGACCAGCUGUCCUGACGGCAGCACCUGCUGCAGGCUGAGCACAGGGGCCUGGGGCUGCUGCCCCCUGGUGGAGGCCGUGUGCUGCCCAGAUCACGUCCAUUGCUGCCCCAAGGGAUACACGUGCGACCCGGCGGAGGGCAGCUGCCAUCCACCUGCUGUCUCCAUCCCCUGGCUGGAGAAAUCCCCGGCGCGAGUGCGAGCGCCCUCUAGGGGCCGAGAUGUGCAGUGCGACCAGCAGACCAGCUGUCCUGAUGGCAACACCUGCUGCAGGCUGAGCACAGGGGCCUGGGGCUGCUGCCCCCUGGUGGAGGCCUUGUGCUGCCAGGACCACAUCCAUUGCUGCCCCAAAGGAUACACGUGCAACCCGGCGGAGGGCAGCUGCCAGCAGGCCCUGCUCUCUGUGCCCUGGGCACCCAAGUCUCCAGCUCACAUUAUUGGUGCCGCCCAGAGCCGAAGCGUGAAGUGCAACCAGACGGUCAGCUGCGAGGACGGGCAGACCUGCUGCAAGAGCGAGAUGGGCUCCUGGGCCUGCUGCCAUCUGCCAAAUGCUGUGUGCUGUGAGGAUCACCAGCACUGCUGCCCGUGGGGCUACACCUGCAACCUGGCCACACAGAGCUGUGAGAAGCACCAGGCCAGGCGGGUGCUGCCCGUGGGCCUGAGCCUCUCCGCCUCCCUGCUGCCUGCCAGCCCAGAGCCCAGCAACGAUGUGACCUGCGAUGCCCAGCACUACUGCCAUGCCCACCAGACCUGCUGCAAGGCUGCCACGGGCACCUGGGCUUGCUGCCCCUACCGUAGGGGCUCCUGCUGCUCCGACAAGCGCCACUGCUGCCCCUGGGGCUACCGAUGCUCCAAGUCGGGCCUCGACUGCAAGCGGCGCUGGCCCCCGCGUUGGGACGCCGGCACCCCCCAGCUCCACCAGCUGCUGUGAGGUGCCUGUGGGGGCACUUCCAGGCCAACCCAGCACUGAGGAGGGAGUGGGGAUCGCUCUGACCUCUGUGUCUGUCUCACUUCCAGCCUCGGGGCCCUUUUCUUUGGCUGCCCCAGGGCAUGCAGACCCUAUUCUCUGCAGGACCUGUCCCACCCAGCCCCCCUGGAGCUACGUACGUGGGCCUAAGCUCUCCCGCCCCCCUUACUGUGGGAGUUUAACCUCAGAUGCAGCAGUGUGGGCGCACGUAUCUGGGUGCUUUGUCCUCUGCUCCCAUUGCUACUGCCACCCCCCAAAGGUCCAGUAGGCACCAGGAGUGCCCCUUUCCUGCUGGAGGCCUGAAGGUUAAGGGUCCCUCCUCCCCUGCCUCUAGCCUCUUCUCCUUUUGUGGGUGCCUUGAAGCAGGGCUGGGCCUGGCCAGGCCUUGCUCCCCCACCAUGUGGGAGCCAGGGACACUGUAGGGCCAGGGAAGCUGGGCUGCUUUGCUUUCUACACCCCUGGGGGCAGCUGCAUCUCCCUCCAUUUUUCCCUGGCAGGCAGGCCCCUCCCUGCCUCCUGUUGUGCUGGAUGUGAAAGGCGGGGCUAGGAAGGCAGCAGGGGCUGGAACAUGGGCACUGCAGAGUCCAGCUCCUGGUGCCCUCCUGCCUCAGUCCUGGAAUGUGCAUGGCCCUGAGCUCCUGCCUGCUGGGCACUCACCCUUAGUCUAGUUCCCCUAUUCAGGGGUUUCUGCUGCCUGCCCAGCCCCUGCCCCUGCCCCCUUCCCAGCUGCCCUGAGAGCCCAGGGCUGGACUGGCACCAUGCCCUCUGCUCACCCACUCCUGUGCCUCUAAGAGUGCUCCACCUGUAGCUGGAGCCUGUGCCAGGAAGUGGGGGCCUGGUGCCAUUUGGGCUGAAGUGGCUGGAAGAGAGAGAGAACCAAUAAAGGGUGUGGAGAAAGGUG
Messenger RNA from Gopherus flavomarginatus (Mexican gopher tortoise), 3926 nucleotides. It is a transcript of the gene GRN, whose product is annotated as granulin precursor. Gene Ontology annotation, cellular component: extracellular region. The record is from RefSeq and is a predicted model, not a curated record. The transcript is spliced from 15 exons. NCBI's taxonomy places the organism in Eukaryota, Metazoa, Chordata, Testudines, Testudinidae. Bases 470 to 2989 code for a protein of 839 amino acids.